Drepanopeziza brunnea f. sp. 'multigermtubi' MB_m1 is the source of this 1176-nucleotide messenger RNA. NCBI's taxonomy places the organism in Eukaryota, Fungi, Ascomycota, Leotiomycetes, Helotiales, Drepanopezizaceae. The record is from RefSeq and is a predicted model, not a curated record.
AUGCAACAGAUACCGAGAAAUCUGCUGAAGGAGCGGAUUCAAAAAGCUAUCUCUAUCACAGAGCUGGUCAUUCUUCAUUACAAUCUCAAUCACUCAAUGGAUAUUGAUAGGAUUAUCGAGGAGGCUUCGGUCAAGGAAAAUUUGUCCAUCACAUCGGGCCUUGAUUUUUGGCAUACAAACCCCCUCCCUCACUUCCCUGUCCUUUCAAUCAAAUUCUCAGACAGAGCUAAUGGAUUCCGCGGCUCCAAGUUCUUCGCCAGCAACCCUGGCCUCUGCAUUCCCUGCGGGUCAGGGCUAGGCGCAACUUGGAACAAGUCUCUCCUCGUCUCCGCUGGCUCACUCCUUUCCAAAGAAUGUAAAGCCAAGGGAGUACACGUUUGGCUCGCUCCUACUCUCCACCGCUCUCCUCUCAACGUGGCAAAAACCAUAGAAGGCGUACAGAGUGGAGGAACUGCGGCUUUGCUGAAGCACUUUGUGGCUAAUGACCAGGAAACAGGGAAAAGGAGCGUGGAUCUUGUGGUGAGCGAGAGAGCGUUGAGAGAGUCCUAUUUGAUGACUUUCAUGUUAGCGCUUAAGCAUGGGAAGCCAGACGCUAUGUUGACGAGUUACAAUAAAAUGAAUGGUGUUCAUGUUUCUGAGAGUUCGGUACCUAUUCAGCAGGCGCAGCAUUUGAGGCAGGACUCGAUUUGGAAAUGCCCGGUCCAUGCUUGUAACGCUCAAGCGAUGCCUUCAUUGCUCUCUCAACCGAAAGUCUCGGCACAAGAAAUUGCUAGCAAAGAAGGUAUGCGCAACUUCUCGGAAGACAAGGCACUAAAUCGAAACCUCGCGACUGAGAGUAUCGUUCUUCUCAAAAACGAGAAUGGUAUACCGCCAUUGAGCCCUGACUCCGGCAGCUUAGCCUUGAUGGGACUAAAUGUAAAGGACGCAGCCGCUUGUGGAGGAGGGAGUGCAAUCGGGUUCAUCUUCGGGGCGGUCGGUGUCUGCGCGCUGAUCUUCUCCUUCUUCUGCGUGCCGGAGUGCAAGGAGAGGACCAUGGAGCAGGUCGAUCGGAUGAUCAUUGAGAGUGUGCCGUUGAGGCGCUUCCGGGAUCAUGUGAUUGCCGAUGCUGAUCACGCGGGUCUUGAGAAGGAUAAGGAAAAUCUUGGGAUAGAGGUUAGGAGGGUGGAGAUUGUGUAA